AUGGAUGCGGGCGCGAACCUGCGCAGCUCGCUGGAUUACGACGCCUUCGCCAGAGCCGGGGAAGGCGCGGGCGAGGCAUCGUCGCGAGGAGGCUCGAAACACCACCACAGCGGAUGGUUGCUAAAACGCUACCAAACCGGAGGGCCGGAGGUGACGUGGCAGAGGCGCUGGUUCUACCUCCUGGACGACAGACUGUGCUACACGAAAACCGACGGGGAUUCGCACGAGAGCGCAGUCGUGAAGUAUAUCCCGUUAGACCGGAUACCGAUACGGGCGAACUCUAAGCUCGGGAUAUCCGCCCUGAGCGCGAAGUCCACGCCGCCCGGCUUGCGUCUCGCAAACGGGGGGACGCCGAGCGCGCGGUGUUGCUUCAGCAUACAGUGCGGCGAAGUAUCGCACGUGCUCGCCGCGGAAUCACCCGCGCUCGCGCAACGAUGGAUGGAUAAAAUCAACAAAGCGUGGAUACACUACACGUCCAAGAGUUCGCGUCAUCUCACCACGACGUCGAUGGGAGAGCGCGCGGUGCACGACCAGUCUCGUCUCUUCGCCGAGAUCGAGCGCUGGCGAUUGGAAGCGCAAGAGACGAAGAUGGAGGCGGAGAGACGAGAAAGUGAGCUGAGAUUAGAGGCGCACGAAGCGACACAGCAAGCUCGGAGAUUGACGUCGCUAGUCGAGGACAGGACGAAGUAUACGGUGUGGGUGCAAACCGGGUCUGUGAAAGGCUCCGGGACGUCCGCGAAGCCGACGAUUUGUUUGAUUGGCACGCACGACCGAAGCUCGGGGGAUUUGCCUCUUGAAGCGACUGGGCCCCACCGCGACGGCGCGUUCGAUAGGCACGUGCUCACGGAGUUCAAAAUUGAGUGCGGAUACGUAGGCGACAUCACGGACAUCUUAAUCGGACACGACUCGACCGGGUACGCCCCGUCGUGGUUUGUCGAUUACGUCAAAGUUCGAUGCGACCAGGAUAAAUCGUCAUGGAGGUUUCCAAUCGGUCGUUGGUUCGACGAGAGCGGCGAAGACGGCGCGACAUAUCGCCAAAUACCCGCCGCACCCCCUGGCGCGUCGGAUCGGGAUAUGAAAGGGUCGUGCGUGUACUUUGUCACGACGUACACAUCGGAGCUUCGCGGCGCGGGGACGGAUGCGAACGUGUUCCUCGUCGUUCACGGCUCGAAGGGAAGCACAGGGCAGUUGCGGCUAGCUCGUGGGAAGGACGAUUUCAAUCGCGGGAACAGGGACCAGUUCGUCGUCGAGGGAUUGAACGUGGGCGAGAUCUCGCACAUCGACAUCGGGCACGAUAACACCGGUCACGGCCCGAGUUGGCAUUUGCAGCAGGUGGAGGUCACGCCUGAGGGAAAUACGUUGAUACCGUUCCCGUGCAACGAGUGGCUCGAGGACGACCACUCAAUGCGCACGCUCGUGCCCGAUGACCCGGUGAACCCGUCAUCCGCGCGCGGGAUGGUCCGUCACCGCGUUGUCGUGUACACGUCGGACGUGCAAGGCGCGGGCACGGAUGCGAGCGUCUUCAUCACGGUCAACGGCGAUCGUGGCGAGAGCGGACCUCACGAACUCUUCUUCGGAAAAUCUGACUUCAAACGAGGCGCGAAGGACGUGUUCACAAUCGACGUGAAAGACGUCGGAGCGGUCCGCACCGUCGUGGUGAGCCAAGACGGGCGCGGGUCGAGUCCGUCGUGGCACUUGAACUCCGUGGAGUUGCGGAACGAGAACACCGGCUUGGAGAACGUCUUCGUUUGCAAAGAGUGGGUCGAGUCGGAAAUUCUCGGGCAGGGCGCUUCCGUCUGCCUCGACGUCACUCGGAACGCGCCUCAAUCGAACCACAUCCCCCCGCCCGACGUGCGCAACUUGCUACCAUCCGCAGUCGCGUCCACAAUGCCGGAUGUGCUUCCGCCGACUCGCGCGUACAAAAUCAUCGUGAACACGUCGGACCUCCCUGAGGCGGGCACUUCAGCGGGUGUGUUCGUCGUGAUGCACGGUUCUCUCAUGGACUCGUUAGUGUGUCAGUUGACCGCGGCUCCGGGGAGGAACUCUGACGUCUUCAAGCGAGGGUGCAGAGACGAGUUCGAGGUCCAGAUACCUGGAAUCGGAGAGUUGGUCGCGUUGACCGUCGGACACGACUGCGGCGGCACCAGUCCGGAUUGGCACAUCGGCGCGAUAGAGGUGAUCGACGUCGAGACGUCGAAGCACGUCUUCUUCCACGUCAAUAGAUGGAUAUCGAAGGGCGGACAGCGCGUUUCGGACGGAAUGUCAUCAACGCGCGUGGAAGCUUCACUUCUCGCGCAUGACCCGUCCGCCCCACUGAGCAAGUUCACGAUAACCGUGACGACGGCCGACGUCAGAGGUGCUGGAACGGACACCCCGGUGUACAUCGAAAUCCACGGAACUCGAGGCGGGAAGCCAGAGUCAUCCGGUCCAUUGCUGCUGAACAACGAGGAGAGCUUCAGCCUUUUCGAUCGCGCGGCUGUGGACGAGUUCGACGUCGACGCGCCAGACUUCGAAGUCAUCACGCACAUUAGUCUGGGGCACUCUAGCGCGGUUACAGGGCACGGGUGGCGCCCUUCUCGCGUGGAAAUUCGUGGCCCUAAACUUUCGCACGCGGUGACGUUCAACAUCGACAAGCACAUUCCAGUCGAAGGCAAGGGUUUGGUUCUGGUGGAUUUAAAACCCGUGAUUCGUCAACCGAAGUCUGCGGCUCCGAUCACGGCCGUGGCCUCGGGAAACCCCGCGAAUGCGAAGUACAGAGUGACGGUGAAGACCGCAGACUGCCGAGGCGCGGGGACCAAAGCGGACGUUUUCAUCACGUUCUUCGGACCGGAAAGAGAUGAAAAAUCUGGAGAAGACAGGGUGAUCACCGGCCCUCACGCGCUCGUAGCCACGCGAGAUGCAGAAGAUGACGCCGUAACCGAGGCGAACAAGCAAUUAUUCCAGCGCGAUGCGUCCGAUGUAUUCAUUAUCGACGUGCCGUUCGCGGGCGGUGAGGUUGAGUUGAUCGAACUUUCACACAACAGUAAAGGCGGGCCGUCGGGAUGGUGCGUCGAUUUCGUCCACGUCGAGUGCAUGACAACGGGAUCGCAGUCGCACUUUGACAUGGAUGGAGAGUGGAUUUUCCCGAGUCAACGGGGCGCAGGAGUGAUGGUUAAGACGAAGGUGCCGAGAAGCUCGGAGCGAAGCCUGGAACCCUCCAAACCGUACUGCAUAUGCGUGCACACCGCGGAUAUGCGCAACGCUGGGACGGACGCGAACGUGCACAUCAUCUUCCACGGCAAAGAAGGGAAUAGUAAACGCAUACCGUUAGACAACUCUGCGGUUGUCAUCUCCAAAUAUGUCAAACGUAACAAGCCGGAAGAUUCCUGGUACGACCUAUUCGAGAGGAAUUGGGAAGAUGUCUUCGUGAUCGACGUCCCGAGCUCGAUCGGCGCGAUCGAGGCAAUCACGAUCGGGCACGACGCGGGCGAGCACAGUAAGAAUCGGAGGAAGAACACGUGGUUAUGCAACUUCGUGCGGGCGAUGGAACUCUCAAUCGAGGACGCGAAUGCGAUGAGAGAAGCUUUCGAACGCGGGGAAAAGCCCAGCGAACCGACGAACAUGGUCAGUCCGACGCUUUAUUUCAAGUGUGGAAUGUGGAUCGGGUGGGCGAGCAGUGACAAACUGCUUGAACGACGGCUGCCGGGAAGUGAAAUAGAUCCCAGAGUUCCGCGCGAUGCUGACGAAGAGAGCGACGGAUACUCCGACGCGGAGGGGUCGGGCGUUAAGUCUGCUUCCGAUUCUGGUACGCCAGAUGGCUCUCAUUCCGGUACGCCUCGUGGUUCUAAUACCGGCACGCCCCCUCCCUCCUCGGCGCGUGUCUUUCACCACGAGGCGAAACCGGCGGUGUUCUCUUUUAGCGGCGCCGGUCAUGACUCGACCGAGGAUCAAAAUCUACGUGCGCAUUUGAGUCCUCGAGAUCUCAAGGAAGGCAGUCGCUCCGGGGAUGAUUCACAAGAUGCGCUUGCAAAACAGAGCAAAGCCGACAUCGAAAGGAACGCGGACCAAGAGUAAGUGGUGGCUUCGGAGGUGGUCGGAGUAGACUAUCGAACUAGCUAACUUGUCGGCGUUAAACGAUCAGAGCGUGACAUGCACUUUUUGGCCGUCACUGCAUCGCGUCGACGUCAUACGAACUUCCACCGUCGCGUCAUCAUUCCCGGCAGAUGCAACUUGCAGCAUGUGUUGCGUGGAAACGAAGUCAGCAAAAAGCCGGUCCUCUCCAUCCGACUCGCUCGACGGGAUGACACCCCACUUCCCCUUGCCCCAUGGCGUCUCGAGCACGCCGUUCUUCAAAAACGUGAGACCUUUCGCACCACCCCACGAGCCGGAUUCAACUUUCGCGGCCCGAUCCGUCACACGCCGCGCGAAUGUAGACUUUCCGAACAAGUUCGCCUCCUCCUCUGGCUUCGGACGAGCGACGCAUGGCUUCGCGAAACUCGUUCCCUCGCCCCAGUUCCACAUCGAAAUAGCGUCGCGCUCACCUUUGAUGUACUGGUCGAUGAGCGUGACCAUACGCUGUGGCUUCUCGGGAUGAUAGUUGACGUGCACGCUGACUGGUCGCACGGAACGACCGGCGGCGCCGUCGUAUAGCUGCUUGUCGUACCGCAUGUACCUGAACAAAUAUUUCGUGUUUUCGAAACACACGUAGUUCAUCACUCGCUGAGACACCCCCGCGGGAGCCGGCC
Molecule: messenger RNA, 4724 nt
Organism: Micromonas pusilla CCMP1545
Lineage: Eukaryota; Viridiplantae; Chlorophyta; Mamiellophyceae; Mamiellales; Mamiellaceae
Exons: 3
Coding region: 1-4053 (1350 amino acids)
Molecular function (GO): protein binding
Source: RefSeq, a predicted model, not a curated record